Molecule: messenger RNA, 816 nt
Organism: Helianthus annuus (common sunflower)
Lineage: Eukaryota; Viridiplantae; Streptophyta; Magnoliopsida; Asterales; Asteraceae
Product: putative phosphatidylglycerol/phosphatidylinositol transfer protein DDB_G0278295
Exons: 4
Coding region: 99-572 (157 amino acids)
Biological process (GO): sterol transport
Molecular function (GO): sterol binding
Source: RefSeq, a predicted model, not a curated record
GCACAGUACAAGAACAAUAUCAUCAUCUCUACCAAAUAAAUAGUACUCAACUACUGAUCACAUAAUCAAUCUAGAUUCAUCUCAGAUUGAAGAGUUCAAUGGAAAUAACUCAAAUCAAGCUGUUCAUCGUGCUUCUAUACAUCCUCUCAAUGAUGGCAACUUCUAUACACGCCAAAGAUUUCAAAUAUUGCAAUAAGAGGAAAGAGUAUGCUGUCACGGUCAGUGGAGUCGAGAUCAUUCCUGACCCGAUAAUAAAAGGCAAAGAGACCUCUUUCGUUAUUUCUGCAUUCACAGAUAAGCCAUUAUCCGAAGGGGAAGUUGUGAUCGGUGUAGCAUACUUUGGAUGGAGCGUUUAUAGCGAGACCGGAGACCUCUGUGCUAAUAUAUCGUGUCCGAUUCCAGCUGGCGACUUCACAAUUUCUUACACCCAACUUUUACCGACAAUAGCUCCCCCUGGUUCAUACACGCUUACAUUAAAGGUGAAAGACGGUAACAAAAGCGAGCUCACAUGCAUCAAGUUUGAUUUCAGCAUUGGCUUCUUCACGUCGAGUGAACAACCGAUGAACACUUGACCGACAAUUGGUUCCAAAAGAGAUGUCAUUUCGCGUGUAUCGCUUAUUAUUGUCUAGACUUGUUAUUUUGUCGGUUCUGACACGUAACAUGUUAAAUGGUUCGAGUGUAAUUGGUCGAGAACGAAUCAUAUGGCUACAAGGUCAUGUAUAUAUUCCAAGUAAGACUGGAAAUAGCAUAUAAGAAUCAAACAAGAGGUUGCUUGAGAAUUGUUUUACCUAUAGAAAUGUGAAGAAUCUUUCCACA